Messenger RNA from Apis cerana (Asiatic honeybee), 1056 nucleotides. RefSeq names its product proteasome alpha5 subunit (gene Prosalpha5). The record is from RefSeq and is a predicted model, not a curated record. Gene Ontology annotation, cellular component: proteasome core complex; proteasome core complex, alpha-subunit complex. Lineage: Eukaryota; Metazoa; Arthropoda; Insecta; Hymenoptera; Apidae. Gene Ontology annotation, biological process: proteasome-mediated ubiquitin-dependent protein catabolic process.
GGUUCUCAGUAUUAAAGAUACAUCUCUGUAUUUAUCCCCGCCAUCGAUUCAAUUCCUUUCGUGACUAGCGUUUGUGACAGUCGGCUUAAAUUUAAUAUUAAACAAUUUUUAUUAUAAUAAUAAAUCUAUCUUAAAGAUGUUUUUAACACGUUCUGAAUAUGAUCAUGGUGUUAAUACUUUUUCUCCAGAAGGAAGAUUAUUCCAAGUUGAAUAUGCUAUAGAAGCUAUAAAACUUGGUUCCACUGCCAUUGGAAUUGCAACAUCAGAAGGUGUUGUUUUAGUUGUGGAAAAACGUAUUACUUCCAGUUUAAUGGAACCCACAACUGUAGAAAAAAUUGUAGAAAUUGAUAAACAUAUUGGAUGCGCAGCAUCAGGCUUAAUAGCUGAUUCUAGAACAAUGAUUGAUCGUGCUAGAGUGGAAUGUCAAAACCAUUGGUUUGUCUAUAAUGAAAGAAUGUCUGUAGAAUCAACAGCACAGGCUGUAUCAAAUCUAGCUAUACAAUUUGGAGACAGUGAUGAUGAUGGUAGUGCUAUGUCAAGACCAUUUGGUGUAGCAAUGUUAUUUGCUGGUAUUGAUGAAAAAGGACCUCAAUUGUAUCAUAUGGAUCCUUCUGGUACCUUUGUACAAUUUGAUGCCAAAGCUAUUGGAUCAGGAAAUGAAGGUGCACAACAAAAUCUUCAGGAAGUUUAUCAUAAGUCUAUGACACUUCAAGAAGCAAUAAAAGCAGCUUUGGUUAUAUUGAAACAAGUUAUGGAAGAGAAACUAAGUGAUAAUAAUAUAGAAGUAAUGACAAUGACACCUGAAAAACUGUUUCAUAUGUUCACAAAAGCUGAAUUACAGGAGGUGAUUAAAGAUAUUGCUUAAAAUUUAGAGCACUUAAAACAUGUUAAUUUUAUUGACAUGAAUAUAUACAUUUAUGAACAAGAGAAGUGUGCUAUGCAAAUGUUGUAUAUCUGCAAAUUAUAUAUACAUUUUUCAUUUAAAGAAUAUGGAAUUUUUACAUGAUAAAUGAUUUUGUACUUUUUCCUUUUCAAUUCAGAUAUGAAAAUAGUAAA